AUGAAGGCAAAAAAUAAUUGCAAUAAUAGUGCUUUGAUAGUAAAUAACGGUGUCUCAUUAGUGAAUAAAAGUGCUCUGACAGUGAAUAACUGUGUCUUAUCAUUAAAUAAUGAUGUUUCACCAGUGAAUAACAGUAUUCCAAUG
Molecule: messenger RNA, 144 nt
Organism: Funneliformis geosporum
Lineage: Eukaryota; Fungi; Glomeromycota; Glomeromycetes; Glomerales; Glomeraceae
Source: the annotation of a GenBank genome assembly